AUGUAUAAAGAGCAGUUCAACGUAGUUUUUACUGUAUGCUUCGGAGAUAAGGUUUAUAAUUGUGUUUCGAGGAUGUGUCGCAUUUUUAUCCGUCCUCAGCAGACCACGGUAAGUCAAAAGGAAGGGUUAUGGUCUGUUUGUAUGGUGUUUGUCGCGCCUGAUAAAAGCUGUCCCUUACUUUCAUCCCUAAUAUGCGGCCGAAGCAGGUUUUGA
This is a messenger RNA of Spodoptera littoralis (African cotton leafworm), 213 nucleotides long. The record is from the annotation of a GenBank genome assembly. Lineage: Eukaryota; Metazoa; Arthropoda; Insecta; Lepidoptera; Noctuidae.